Saimiri boliviensis boliviensis (Bolivian squirrel monkey) is the source of this 3070-nucleotide messenger RNA. NCBI's taxonomy places the organism in Eukaryota, Metazoa, Chordata, Mammalia, Primates, Cebidae. The record is from RefSeq and is a predicted model, not a curated record.
AGCAGCAAAGACAGAAACUCACCUGGACGCUGGGCUUGUUGUUUCUGCCCUUUGCCAGGUUCCCGGGGCUGGGCCAGGGAUCACUCCUGUGAGACUGGGAGAUUUACGGGGAAAGGCCAGCAGGCACAAAAGGAAGUCUGUGCUUUGUUACACGCAAUAAGGGGCCAGUCUUCGGAGAAAAGAAAAGUGAAACUGUUUGGAGUUUGCCAAGCAGGAAGCUGAAGCCAGCCACAAGGGGCAGCUGGCAGUUUCACCUCAGAGCUGCGGGAAGGGACAGCGGCAGUGAAAAUCGAAUCAGGUGUGAUCCUAGGCUGAGCUCAUGGCCCAGCGGGGCCAGCAGGGGCAGAUGGCAAGUAGAGGCAACGAUCUCAACUUCAGGAUGGUCACAGAGAUCCGGAACGUAGAGGGUCAGAACCUGCGGGAGCAGGUUUUCCCUGAGCCCAUUUUCAGGUUCUUCAGGGAACACAAGGUGGAGAUUGCAAGUGCGAUAACAAGGCCUUUUCCUUUCCUUAUGGGCCUCCGAGACCGCUCCUUCAUCUCUGAGCAGAUGUAUGAACAUUUUCAAGAAGCUUUUAGAAACCUGGUCCCAGUGCCAAGAGUGAUGUACUGUGUACUCAGUGAGCUGGAGAAGACGUUUGGCUGGUCACAUCUGGAAGUGUUGUUCAGCAGGGUUAACCUGAUGGCCUAUCCUGAUUUAAACGAGGUUUACAGAAGCUUCCAAAAUGCAUGCUAUGAACACCCACCUCACCAAAUGAACAAUGUAAGCGAGUUAGAAGAUAGAUCCAGAUUACCAUUGUGUGGUAAACCAGAGAACAGCAAUGCCUGUCAUGAAAUGUGUGAUGUAGCAGUGCCUCAGGAAGCCUUGAGCUCCUUGCCAACGUGUGGGCCAGGUUUCUCUUCAGAGUCUCAUGAGCUACUAGCUCAUCCAAGGGCUGAUGGAGAUGCUGAAAAUGCACCCAGCUUGCUACCAGUGUGCUGUGAACAUGCUAUACAAGUAGAUGAAGGAGAAUCAGAAGAAAUGCCCCGGUUAUUGCCUUAUGAUGCAGAAGAGACCUUUGAUCUAAACACUCCCCAAAUCACUAAUGAAGGAGAACCAGAGAAAGGGCUCAGUCUACUACCAGGUGAAGGAGAAGAGGGCAGUGAUGACUGUUUGGAAAUGUGUGAUGGAGAAGAGCCCCAGGAAGCCUCUAGCUCCCUAGCAAGAUGUGGGUCAGAGACGUUUGCGCUAAACACUCCCCAAAUCACUAAUGAAGGAGAACCAGAGAAAAGGCUUGGUCUACUACCGGGUGAAGGAGAAGUAUCUAGUGAACUAAAAGAUCACCAAAUGAAUGAAGAAGAAGAAUCAGAAGAGCUUGCUUCUAGCCUGCUACGUGAGGAUGUACCAGAUACUGUGGAUACUGGAAGCAACUCUGCUUUGGAAAGUACCAAACCCAAGAGGAAAAGAAGAAAAAAGAAGGGGCAUUGCUGGACCAGAGUAAAAAGGAGAGGGCAGAAAAAAAUCCACCAGACUGGUAAUGGCAAAGCCGAUGGCCAGUUGAUGUCCAGUGAAAAGAAGGCGAACGUGAAUCUCCAAGGCCCUUUCAAGAUUAGGAGCAGAAAGAGAGGCAGACCUAAAUCCCGCUUCGCCCAGAGUGACAGAGCUCCACAGAAAGGAGUCCGAUCAAGAGCUUCAAGAAAGCACAAAGACAAAACUGUGGAUUUUAAGGCUCCUUUACUUCCAGUGACCUGUGGUGAGGUGAAAGGAAUUUUACAUAAGAAGAAUUUGAAACAAGGAAUCUUGGUGAAGUGUAUACAGAGUGAGGAUGGAAAUUGGUUCACCCCCAGGGAAUUUGAAAUCAAAGGCGGCCACGCAAGAUCAAAGAACUGGAGGCUGAGUGUGCGCUGUGACGGGUGCCCCCUACGAUGGCUGAUGAAGAAUGGAUUUCUGCCUAAUCCUCCAAAAUAUAGAAAGAAGAAGAGAAGACUUGUGAAGUCUCACAAGAAUACCUCAGUUGACCCUUGUAUGAGAAACUUGAAUGAGUGUGAGGUUUGCCGGGAUGGAGGGGAGCUGUUCUGUUGUGACACUUGUUCGAGAGCCUUCCAUGAGGACUGCCACGUCGCGCCUGUAGAAACUGAGAAGACCCCGUGGAGUUGCAUCUUCUGCAGGAUGAAGGAGUCUUCAGGAAGCCAACAGUGCUGUCAGGAAUCUGAGGUCCUGGAGAGGCAGAUGUGUCCUGAGGAACAGUUGAAAUGUGAAUUCCUCCUCUUGAAAGUCUAUUGCUGUUCUGAGAGCUCCUUUUUUGCCAAGAUUCCGUAUUAUUAUUAUAUUAGAGAGGCGUGUCAAGGCCUGAAGGAGCCCAUGUGGUUGGAUAAAAUCAAGAAGAGGCUGAAUGAGCACGAUUAUUCCCGAGUGGAGGGGUUUGUACGAGACAUGCGCCUCAUCUUCCAGAACCACAGGGCAUCAUACAAGUACAAGGAUUUUGGCCAAAUGGGACUUAGACUGGAGGCUGAAUUUGAGAAGAAUUUGAAGGAAGUGUUUGCUAUUCAGGAAACAAAUGGGAUUAAUUAAUUGGUUUAGUGGAUGCUGAAGGCGUUCAGCAAGUAGUACCCCAAAAUAUGCCACUUACUUCAAACUGAGGGCACUUGGACACAGCACAUGCAGGGAGAGGCUUUUCUCUGAGCCUCCCUCAUCUGCCCAAAGACGAAUCCUCCAAAGGAAAUUCAAUCAUCAUGAAUCCCAUCGCCAACAAUCUCAUCAGCCAGGGAAGGGUAACUGGGACCACAGGGAAGGAGGUGGGAAGUGACACCAGCACAGACAGACAGUCACCUCUUCUCCUGAGGGCUGCUCCAGACGUUUCUUACUCACAAGACCUUUUAUCUGAAAAACAGCCAAGCUUUAUUCAGGACACACUUCUUUCCAUCCCCCUCCUACUUGUCUGGCCACCUCCCUGCAGAAGCCCCGGGCCCCCCCAUUCUUUUCGAUAGCUCAAGAUGGUGUAUGCGUGUCAAUCAUCUGGCCCUUCUCGGAGUCUUGUAUUUCAUGGGACUCCUGUGUAUACAUAUAUAAUUAAAAUUUUUUUUCUCCUGUUAA